AUGAAAAAAGUAAUGGAAGUAUUUCAACCUGGGGCUGUUGUACUUCAAUGCGGAGCUGAUUCUUUAAAUGGUGAUAGACUUGGGCCGUUUAAUUUAACUUUAAGAGGGCAUGGAAAAUGUGUGGAAUUUAUGCGGGAGUAUAAUGUACCUUUAAUGCUUCUUGGUGGUGGAGGAUACACACCAAAAAAUGUUGCACGAUGUUGGACUUAUGAAACCUCAUUAGCUGUAAAUAUAGACAUUCCUGAUGAAAUUCCCUUCAACGAUUAUUUUGAAUAUUUUGCACCAAAUUAUAGGCAAGAAGUGUUGGAAAGCCUUAGUAAACUACCUCCAGUUCCCAGUGUUCAAAUGCAAGCAAUUCCAAAUGAUUAUAUACAAUUUGAUGAAACAUUAGAAAUUGAUCAAGCAGAUCCAGAUAAACGUCUUACAAGAGCAAUCACAGACAGAAUGAUAGCACAUCCAGGUGAUUUUUAUGAUGGAGAAAAUGAAGGGGAUGACCGAAGGAAUAGACAAGAUUGUAAACGAAGACAACAGCAACAAAACUCUUCUGAAGAAAUUAUAAUUGAAAAUGAUACACAGGAAAAUACAAAAAGAAUGAGAGUUGAAAGAGGAGAACAAAAACAGCGCCGGUGA
Molecule: messenger RNA, 630 nt
Organism: Meloidogyne enterolobii
Lineage: Eukaryota; Metazoa; Nematoda; Chromadorea; Rhabditida; Meloidogynidae
Source: the annotation of a GenBank genome assembly